Drosophila takahashii is the source of this 3855-nucleotide messenger RNA. Its product is annotated as focadhesin. The record is from RefSeq and is a predicted model, not a curated record. NCBI's taxonomy places the organism in Eukaryota, Metazoa, Arthropoda, Insecta, Diptera, Drosophilidae. Gene Ontology annotation, biological process: regulation of post-transcriptional gene silencing.
UCAGCUCUUGCCUGAAAUGAGCCAACACGCAGCGGUCAACGAAGGAAAGCGGUAAACAAAGAAAACCACCAUGGAGGACUUUGCGAGCAUAAAACCCAACAGUUCGGUGGUCAAGUUGGCCGCCUGCCUGGAGAAGAUCUACACGAAGGUGGUGGACAGCCGGGUGAAGCAGUUGCCGGAGCACCAGAUCAAGGAAAUAGAGUUCCUCAAGUCGCAGUGCAAGCACGACCACAUGCAACUUAGUUUGAUGAGCUGCCAAACGCUGGUGCGCCUGGUGGACGAGGGCCUCCUGGAGGCCAACGGGGUGCAGAACAGCCUGCUCUCCAUGUUGGCCAAUGCGGGUCCCAUGCACUUUGCCAUCAUCACUGAGAGCAUUUUGGGUCUCCAGCUGCUGAAUUUGCAGCGCAAGACCUCUUCUCUCAAGGAUCAGGAGUCCUACCAGUGUGCCUAUGGCCUGAAAACCCAGCAGCAUCCGCUGAUCUCCCUGCUGCAGCACUCGAGUGCCAACAUGCAUGAUGUGGCCAACAAGAUUAUUGGCAUUUGUCAGCAUCACGAUAAAGGCAUUCGGGACUACAGCAUAGAGUUCUUAAGGCCCGUCUUCUUCUACGUAAUCUGCAAUCCCCAAACGCUGCACGAUGUGAAGCCCAUUUGGACGUGUCUGCUGAAUCUAAGUGGCAAUCAACCGGAGGCGCGUGCCAUGAUGCAGGAGCUGCUGGCUUGGAGCAAGUUCAAUAAUGCUAGCACUUGUCUAUGCACCAGCAUCCUGGUCAUUGAGGCCAUCGAUCACUUUCUGCAGCGAGAGGAUCACGCGCAGUCCAUUGAUUUGGCGCUCUAUCAGGCCUGUCUCAUUAAACAGCUGGCCAAUUACGGCAUUGAUCCGCGGCCGAGUCUGCAGUGCCUCCUUCGAGUGCUCCAUGCCACGCGGGAGCACACAAAGGAUCACUAUCACGUGCUGCUGGUGCUUCUCGCCGAGGUUUUGCAUGUGCUUUCCCCCUUUUACCUGGCUGAUGUGCUGCGCAUCAUCGUUUUCGUGGUCGUGCAGGAGGGCUGUGGCCAUGAAUACAUUCUGAACAUGUGUCUGGACGGAAUUAUUCAGUGGAUGUCUCAGACUGCAUUCAUACCCGCAGAGGGCUUGGCUUUGGCUCACCAGAUAGUCCAAAGGAUACUGGAUACGAAUCAGGAGGGGGAAAUAAUCUCCACGAAACAAUUGAAACCCGCUCAUAUGCGCAACUAUCACCCGGACAUUGCGAUUGCCUUUGACUUGGCUACUUUGGUGGAAUCUUUCGAUGCCUCCGACAACCAGGAUGUGUUUGCCUUUGUGGACGCCCUGAAUGUCAAGGCGAAUACGGCCUUUUGCCAGCGACUGCAUCUCUUCCUGCGUGCGCUAUUCCUAUCGAAAAAGCCGCCCGUAGAUUGCUGGUUUAAAAUCUACGAGGUGAUCCUGCAAAUCGUCAAGGUGAACGAAGGUAUAGCCUACGAUUUCCUCAUGACCUACAUCUUUAAGCUGGCCCACGAAAACAAUCCGGAGUUGCAGCUGGAACUGCUUAGAGGAUUGGCCAGCUUUGCCGUGUCCAAGGACAAUGUACCCAUGAUACUCAACACUAUAAGGAAUCUAUCCACCGAGAAUGGCACCUUCUGCGUGGAUUUGUACCUGCGCUUGUGGCGAGUGGAAGCGCGUACUUAUCCCUUCCUUUUGAAACAGAUUGCCCAACCACUGCCGGAUAAUGACAAACGCUGGGAGCUGCAGAUAGCCCGCACCCAUGCCAUGCGGGAAAUCUGCCAGGAGAAACCCACUUUACAUGGCUCGGAGUUGCUGCCGCAUCUGAGCAACACCCUGAACAAUUCCUUCGACAAGGCGGGGGAUUUGGCCACCUCCUUGGCCCUGGAUGCCAUUUACGCUCUGUGUGAUAGUCACACCGUAAACAUUGCUUCCACUUGGCAGGCGCUGGGCAGCAAAUUCCGGAAUGAGCAGCGGCCACAGACGCUCAAGUCGCUGUAUAAACUCUUCGGUUUGGUUCCACUGCUGCAGACUCCUACGCUGGAGUACGAGAAGCUGGCGGAUGAUGGCCUGGAGCAGCUGUGGCAAGCUAUAAGCAGACCGGGAACAGAUGUCGCCCAGGUGCGGAAUGCCCUGGCUGCCUUGAAAAACUACGAGCCGGGAGUUACCUUAAACCUGCGCCACAUUCCGGCACAAUUUCGCUUUGAAAUCGUUGGAGGAGGAGUGGCUGUUGGCCGGGAAAUAGUGGAUCUGCAGCAGGAAUCGGUGCCCGGCGAGGUGUGGGUUCAGCUGCUACAGAAGAUUCGGCCCGAGUGCGGCGAUGCUGCGGCGGAUUUGAUUUCCCAUCAUAUUGGCAGCGAGAUUGGCGGCUUUCGGAGCGGAGUGUAUCGCCUGCCGGAGGGAAAGCCGGAGCCACGCAAGCUGGUGGGCUUGUUUGCCACAAGUCCACUGCGAGCAGUGACCAAUUACCUGGUGAGCCAGGCGCGCUUCGGGGAUUACGUUCCGGAACCCUAUGCCGUGACCUUUGCCCUGCGGUCGCUCUCGAAAAAGUUUCCCAAACCGAUUCCUCCGCUGGACUGGAGCUGCCUGACGAGCUUCUUCCACUUGUCCUUCGAUGCGAGAAAGUAUUGCAUUAUGAUAGCCAAAAAUCAGGCAGUGAACUCGGGAACUGCCAAGCGUCUGUUGGAGAACUUUCUGGUCGACUUUGAGCCCAACUGCUUCGAGGAGGAUCUGCUGCUGCUCUUCUCAUUGCUGCCGGAGAUUGCCAACAGCGUGAGCCUGCAGAUCCUGAAGAACUUUGCCGAGAAGGUGGCCGUUUACUGCUUUAAGGAGUCGCAGCUGAAUGACUUUGUGGAGGGUUGCUUGUUUGAAAAGUUCUUGGAAAGCGUCAAGUACAUUUUCACCGGCAAAUGCGACAUUCCCGAGGUUUUAGAUGUCUUUACGCUCAUUGUGGAGCGCUACAUGGACUCGAUGAAUCUGGAUUCGCGGCUCUUCGAACGCUACACCGAAGUGGUGGCCACUCUGCAUCCAAAUGCGAUUGAUGGCCUUACGACUCCCGCAAAUUGGUGGGAGACGCCGGUGGGCAAGCUGAAAAAGGCCACCAUCAUUCGAUGCUAUUUGGUUUUGUACAACGAGAAGCUACCGAAUCCCCUGAAGUGGCUCACGCCCAUUAUCGAUGCGUAUGAAAAGCGGGCGGAGGAGAGGCCCUUCUUCUAUCGCCACCUGUCCGCCACUCUUUAUGCCUUUGGCAGCGAUGAGCACUCGUCCAAUUGGAUUUCGGAGAUGUUCUUGGAGAUCCAGAUGCUGCUGGCCGAGGCCUCCAACAAGGAGAAGGUUAACAGGGCGCUCUACUUGCUGGACAUCUUUAUCCUGGCCGUGGAUGUGCUCUCUGGCUGCGCCGUUCUGCUGGGCAGCGUGGAUGUGGUGGCCACGGAUGACAGGCAGCGACUGUCGCUAUUCCCGGAGAGCUUGCAGUACCUGUGCGAUCACAUCUUUUGGAAGGAUCAGGAGGCAAAGAUCUACGAAUUCCUCUUCAAUCUCUACAAGCACACGCACAUGCCAUCCAACUAUGCCGAUGUCUUCAGGGAGGCCAUCAUUUGCUCCCGGAAUAAGGCGUAUUUUGAUAACAAGGGCGUCUGGACCAAAUACGUAGGACUGCGUAAAUGAACACGACGACGAACACUCACCGCAUUUUAACCUCCCUCUCCGCCCACGCCUAAAGUGCACUUGAAUGGCUAAAGCCCCAACCGCCUACCGUCAAUGUUAGUCAAUUUUUGAUAGCAAACGCGUUCUUUGUUACUCGUAUGUGUUUAAAGUUUAAACCUUAACGUACAUUAAAUGCAUUUUUGCGCACAAAA